AGAUUUUGGUGUCGCCUUCAUCUGCUUGUGUGAGAGGGGCAGCGAGUACCCCCCUCCAAACACAGGCAAAGGUUCAUUGCUAUUGUGUCACAAGCUCGGGGUGGAGGCCCAGGGGAAAAUCUGCACUCUAAGAGAUGAGGUGGAUAUUGAAACUUGAAGCUGUCCUCUCAGGGAUGUCCAGGCCUCGGAGAUUGGCACAUCUUAAUGCUCAGUGUACUUCCCUCUGGUGACCUGGCUUCCACGCGGUGCGUCUUGGGAAUUGUAGUUUUCUGGUCUGAGGGUGAGGUCUCCUGUGCAGCUUGGAGGGUGGCGAACUCCACCCUCUCGCCAGGGGCUCCGGUCUGCUCUGUGUUCAGCCCCAGGCUUUCAGGAUUGGUGGGGGCGGGCCCAUGCACGUGGAUGCACGCGGAUUGGGCCUGUGUGUCGUGGGCGGGGUCGCGCAUGCUCAUUUGGGCGGUGGGCCUGGAGCGUAUCAAGAUGUCGACCACGACGGUUCCGGAGCUGAAGCAGAUCAGCCGGGAGGAAGCAAUGCGCUUGGGGCCCGGCUGGAGCCACUCGUGCCACGCCAUGUUGUAUGCCGCUAACCCCGGGCAGCUCUUCGGUCGUAUUCCCAUGCGAUUCUCAGUGCUGAUGCAGAUGCGCUUCGACGGGCUGCUGGGCUUCCCUGGGGGGUUUGUGGACCGGCGCUUCUGGUCGCUGGAGGAUGGCUUGAACCGGGUGCUGGGCCUGGGCCUGGGCGGCCUGCGCCUCACCGAAGCUGACUACCUGAGCUCACACCUGACUGAGGGUCCACAACGCGUGGUGGCACAUCUGUAUGCACGGCAGCUGACACUGGAGCAGCUGCAUGCUGUGGAGAUCAGCGCUGUGCACUCACGGGACCACGGUCUGGAGGUGGGACCACCGCCUGGGGCCCGCCCCCAUUCCCACUCCUGAGGUUUGGCUCUGGCACCACAGAAGGCACCGAUGGGUGCUGGGCCUGGUACGUGUCCCGCUGUACACACAGAAGGAUCGAGUAGGAGGCUUUCCUAACUUCCUGAGCAAUGCCUUCGUCAGCACUGCCAAGUACCAGCUCCUGUUUGCCCUUAAGGUACUCAACAUGAUGCCUUCGGAAAAGCUGGCUGAGGCCUUGGCCUCAGCCACAGAGAAACAGAAGAAGGCCCUAGAAAAGCUGCUCCCGGCCUCAUCCUGAGGAGGUUCCUGUGGGGGUUCUUGCCCUCCCUUGGCCAUCUCUGCCCACAGGCCCAGGAAUUCCCGAGAAGCGUGCCUUCUAGUGUGUUUGGUUUUGCUCCCCUUCUGACUGCAAGGGACAAGCCGGCAGCUGUUCAUCUUUACUGUCCCAAGCAGUCCCUGGGACCUCGCUACCCUCUCAGGUUGUUCAGUGGGGUGGCCUGGCCUGGCUUUUUAAGCUGAGGAUGUUCUCAACCAUCCUAAGGCUCAGACUGUCCUGUGUGAGUCUGUUCAUGAUGGGUGAAGGCCCAGCUAGAGCCCACUUUUCCAAGGUAACAACCACUUGGUUGGUACAUGGCUCCUGGACUGGUCAGAGGUUUCAUUCAAUGGAGGUGACCCUUGGUAGAUCAUUCUCCCUUAGCCCAGAACCUGAUCCAGCUUGCCAUAGGCUGUUGUUCAUUUGGGUUGUUGGAUUUCUGUUAAGAGUUUUCUUUCUUGGUGUGUGAACUGUGGGUUGGUUGCAGAGUGGCUGUGCCCCACAUGGCUUGGUUCCCCAGGAGGGCUUUGGCUCAACUCUGGAAUUGAGGAAGCAGGAAGACAAUAAAGCCAUUCCUCUGAUA
This is a messenger RNA of Peromyscus leucopus (white-footed mouse), 1787 nucleotides long. RefSeq names its product nudix hydrolase 16 like 1 (gene Nudt16l1). The record is from RefSeq and is a predicted model, not a curated record. NCBI's taxonomy places the organism in Eukaryota, Metazoa, Chordata, Mammalia, Rodentia, Cricetidae. Gene Ontology annotation, molecular function: snoRNA binding. Gene Ontology annotation, cellular component: nucleus. Bases 205 to 933 code for a protein of 242 amino acids. The transcript has 3 exons.